This is a messenger RNA of Drosophila santomea, 825 nucleotides long. RefSeq names its product glycosylphosphatidylinositol anchor biosynthesis protein 11 (gene PIG-F). Lineage: Eukaryota; Metazoa; Arthropoda; Insecta; Diptera; Drosophilidae. The coding region runs from base 85 to 795 and encodes 236 amino acids. Gene Ontology annotation, biological process: GPI anchor biosynthetic process. The transcript has a single exon. The record is from RefSeq and is a predicted model, not a curated record. Gene Ontology annotation, cellular component: endoplasmic reticulum membrane.
AACCGGCGAAAUACAAACGGAAGGGAGAAAAAAAUAUAAACGACAUCUAAGAUUUAACAAAAUUGUUUUUAUCUGCAUUUAACAAUGGUUUCCCGCUUUGACCAACAAAAGACCAAGCACCAGCUCUUCCACGUGUCCCUCAGCCUUGCCACCAUCCUGAUCUGCAUGGCAUACAUGCAGUAUCGCCGGAAUUGGGCUCAUCUCGGCAGCUUUUGGGACUCUCUGGUCGUUCCUAUUGUUUUCCUCGGAGAGAUUCUAAAAGUUAUACUGGCUCGCUUCUACGGCAAGGUUGACGAUGGCGUCCUGACCGCUAAGCAGCGUCAGAAAAAGAAUUCGUACUUUACGCCGCGGGAGCUCGUCGGAGGAUUCACCCUGCAGUUCCUGUGCACACUUCUCUACGCCUUCAUUUGCAUCAUUUUGGGAGCCCCGGUGCUAGGCAACUAUGAGCAGACUUUCGUCUUGGCCUUACUGAUGACCUUGUUGACGGUUUCCCCUACUGUUUUCCUCCUUGGAGGCGGUGGAGCCCUUCAAGUGUGCUUCUGCGAGAAGCCGGACUUUGUGACCAAGUGCGAGGACACUGCUCUGAAUCUAUUCAAGUACAAUGCACUGGGUGGUAUUCUGGGUGCUUGGGCCGGGAGCGUGGUGGCGCCGCUGGACUGGGGACGUGACUGGCAGGCUUAUCCCAUUCCGAAUGUGAUCGGAGCUCUCUUGGGUAGCGCUCUCGGCAAUAUAUACGCUUGUACGCAUGUCCUCUAUGCUACAGCCCGAGUUUACAUGACCAAGAAACGCACUUAAUUUUAAUAAUAAAUGCUUUUAAUUCUGCCA